GAGGUGGGCGGAGGGGGGAGGCGGGUGUUAUACCAACGCUCCGGGGAAGGCUGAGCAUUUGCAAAUUCCGGCUGUGGAGCGCGGGCAGCGGGGAACAUCCUCUCGCCGCCGGCCGGCCGGGCGGCAGCCGCAGCGCAGGACGAGGCUUCCCGGUCCCUCGCUCGCCGAACGCUGCCCCCGUUAUCCCCGCCUCCCCCUGCCCGCCUCUGCCGCUAGGUGCUGGCGGCCGCCGUGCCCCGUGCCUCCUGUGCGACCGAGCGGAGAGCGGCAGCCCGCGGAGGUCCGCUGGGAGCAGAGCACUCGGCUAGAGAGCCUGUCCCUCUCCCAGCCGCGCAGGCAUAAGCAGAGCCCUGGGCUGAACAGUCAUGACAGCUGAAAAGACUAUUCCUAUAAUUAAUGGCAAGCCAGAAGAUGUUUUAGACCCAGAAGCCUCAAGUACCAGCCUUGUCCACAGCAAUGAUAAGAAAGUUCAUGAAAGAGGCCACUGGAACAAUAAGGUUGAAUUUGUGCUUUCUGUGGCAGGGGAGAUUAUUGGGUUGGGAAAUGUAUGGAGAUUCCCAUAUCUUUGCUACAAGAAUGGAGGAGGUGCUUUCCUCAUCCCAUAUGUGGUUUUCUUUAUUUGCUGUGGAAUACCAGUUUUUUUCUUGGAGACAGCCUUGGGACAGUUUACUAGUGAAGGAGGCAUUACCUGCUGGAGGAAAGUUUGUCCUUUGUUUGAAGGCAUUGGAUAUGCUACCCAAGUUAUAGAGGCACAUCUAAAUGUAUACUACAUCAUCAUUUUAGCAUGGGCUAUAUUCUAUCUGUUUAACUGCUUUACUACAGAGCUUCCUUGGGCUACGUGUGGGCAUGAAUGGAAUACAGAAAACUGUGUGGAAUUUCAAAAACUUAAUAUGAGCAACUGCAGUCAAGUCUCUUUACAAAAUGCCACUUCUCCAGUGAUGGAAUUUUGGGAACGCAGGGUGCUAGCUAUAUCUGAUGGGAUUGAACAUAUUGGGAAUCUUCGCUGGGAACUUGCCCUGUGCCUCCUCGCUGCUUGGACUAUCUGCUAUUUUUGCAUUUGGAAAGGAACAAAGUCAACUGGAAAGGUUGUAUAUGUAACAGCUACGUUUCCCUAUAUCAUGCUGAUGAUUCUUCUGAUUCGAGGAGUAACACUGCCGGGUGCUUCUGAGGGGAUAAAAUUCUACUUGUACCCUGACCUUUCUCGACUCUCUGACCCACAGGUGUGGGUUGAUGCUGGUACACAGAUAUUUUUCUCUUAUGCAAUCUGCUUGGGGUGCUUGACAGCUCUGGGAAGUUACAACAACUAUAAUAACAACUGCUACAGAGACUGCAUCAUGCUCUGCUGCUUGAACAGUGGCACAAGCUUUGUUGCUGGUUUUGCUAUCUUUUCAGUUCUUGGAUUUAUGGCUUAUGAACAAGGUGUGCCCAUUGCAGAAGUGGCAGAAUCAGGACCAGGACUUGCAUUCAUUGCUUACCCUAAAGCUGUUACCAUGAUGCCUCUUUCUCCCCUGUGGGCAACUCUGUUCUUCAUGAUGCUCAUAUUCCUUGGAUUAGAUAGUCAGUUCGUGUGUGUUGAAAGCCUCGUGACAGCUGUUGUAGAUAUGUACCCAAAGAUUUUCCGAAGGGGUUACAGAAGAGAACUGUUGAUUCUUGGACUUUCCAUUGUGUCGUAUUUCAUUGGUCUGAUAAUGUUAACUGAGGGUGGGAUGUACGUCUUUCAGUUAUUUGACUCUUAUGCAGCUAGUGGCAUGUGCCUUCUUUUUGUUGCCAUAUUUGAAUGUGUCUGCAUAGGCUGGGUUUAUGGCAGCAAUCGCUUUUAUGACAACAUUGAGGAUAUGAUUGGGUACAAACCACUAACAUUGAUUAAAUGGUGCUGGAUGGUCUUAACUCCAGGUAUUUGUGCAGGAAUCUUCAUUUUCUUCCUGGUGAAAUACAAGCCUUUGAAAUAUAACAAUGUAUAUACAUACCCUGACUGGGGCUAUGGCAUAGGGUGGAUGAUGGCUCUCUCUUCCAUGAUCUGCAUCCCUUUGUGGGUCUGCAUUAAGCUGUGGAAGGCAGAAGGCACUUUCAUAGAGAAAUUCAGGAAGUUGAUUACACCUAGCUCAGAUCUGAAAAUGAGAGGGAAACUUGGAGGAAGAUCCUACAUUGCUGCAAUAAAUGACUGCGACUCCAAACUGAAAGGAGAUGGCACCAUUUCAGCCAUUACAGAAAAGGAGACACAUUUCUGAAAGAACUAUUUUUUUUGUAUAAAAAAUAAAUAAAUUCACUUAAUUAUA
Molecule: messenger RNA, 2276 nt
Organism: Cygnus olor (mute swan)
Lineage: Eukaryota; Metazoa; Chordata; Aves; Anseriformes; Anatidae
Gene: SLC6A11
Product: solute carrier family 6 member 11
Exons: 15
Coding region: 366-2228 (620 amino acids)
Biological process (GO): sodium ion transmembrane transport; neurotransmitter transport
Cellular component (GO): plasma membrane
Molecular function (GO): gamma-aminobutyric acid:sodium:chloride symporter activity
Source: RefSeq, a predicted model, not a curated record